AUGCUGCGUAGCUGUUAGAGUCGUAGAACCUUCCAGACGGUCACAUUGGUCCUGGAAUAGAUGGAAUUAACUAGCCGUGCCAAGUUUCAGUGGCUGCAUUUCGUCGCUAAGCUUUGGAAUUGGAAAGUUUUGCUAUAUGUCUUCAGUUGACUAUCCCUCAUCAUCACGGUUUGAUCCUGCCUCCACAUCGCAGUAUCAGGUUCUCCUGCGUGAUGGCGUGGCAAUCGCUAUUUGGAUAAUUCGGCGGCAAUUACUCGCCUGCUGUUAUGGGACAAUACUUAUGCGCUGUAGUGGAGCCGUCAAGGAUAAUUUUAACAGGUGGAGUUAUGUUGCCCAUGGAUUGUCUGGAGUUCCCAGUAUGCAGGUUUCUCUGUUUACACGGCAAUGAAAUGUUUAAUGUCCGAUUGAAUAUAUAUUUGGAUUUUGAGGAGGAGUGCUGUCUCACGUCCGUGGACAACCGAUCGGGAAAAGCAGUAAACUCCUCAAUGGUGUGGGUCAGCGGGGCAUAGUAGCGGUAGAAAUGGAUUCGAGCUACCCGGACACGAACGAAACCACACACCUGUUACGUUUUUUCCGGAAUUUUUCAAAAUAAUGAGAAAUAAUUAGAUGGUUGAUUGAGUAGACAUUUAUUUUCCAUUGAUUUCGGUAAAGGAAUUAAUAGAUUUUCAUAUUUCUUUUUCGUCAAGUAAUCAUC
Molecule: messenger RNA, 694 nt
Organism: Fopius arisanus
Lineage: Eukaryota; Metazoa; Arthropoda; Insecta; Hymenoptera; Braconidae
Exons: 5
Coding region: 137-388 (83 amino acids)
Source: RefSeq, a predicted model, not a curated record